AUGGAGCAAGGCAAAAAGUUGGCCCUUAUCGUGGGUUGCAACUAUCCCAACACUUCAAACGAGCUUCACGGUUGCCAUAAUGACGCGUUAGCCAUGCGUGACUUGCUCAUAGCCCGAUUCGGAUUCAGUUCGGAAAACGUUGGGCUUAUGAUGGACAAGCCCGGAAGCCCAAUAAUGCCAACCGGAGCUAACAUCAAGACCGCACUAAACAAAAUGGUCGAUCGGGCCGAAAAAGGAGAUGUCUUGUUCUUUCAUUACUCUGGCCACGGGACUCUUAUCAAGCGUCACGGUUUAUCCAAGAGAGAGGAAGCUAUUGUACCUUGCGAUUUCAAUCUCAUCACCAGUGUGGACUUCAGGGAGCUCGUUAACCGUGUCCCGAGUGGAGCAACGUUCACGAUCCUCUCCGACUCGUGCCACAGCGGAGGACUUAUCGACAAAGAAAAGGAACAAAUGGGCCCUCGUACGGCCCGUGUAGAUACCCCACCAAGUGGGCCCCACCACAAGCCCAAGGCUAUCCCUCUCCAGUCGAUACUUGAGUAUUUUACCUCACUAACGAGCAAAACCAGCACAGAGAUAGGCGAACACAUGGCGGAGGUUUUUGGGCCGGACGCCAGCCUCAUGUUCCGGCCCGGCCCGGUCGACAGGCCGCUGAAGGAUGACGAGGGGAUACUGCUGAGCGGGUGCCAGGCGGACGAGACCUCUGCUGACGUGGAAUUCUCGGGGAGCGCGUGUGGUGCCUUCAGCAAUGCCGUUCAGACGGUGGUGAGGGAGAAUCCGAAGCGGGAUUUGAGUAAUCGGGAAAUUGUGGCCAUGGCUCGAAAGGUUCUUUCUUUUCAGCACUUUGAGAACCAGCAUCCGUGUCUGUACUGCAGUGACGAAAAUGCCGAUGCGGUUUUCUUGGGAGGGCAAAAGGCGACAAGCUGA
Molecule: messenger RNA, 924 nt
Organism: Striga hermonthica
Lineage: Eukaryota; Viridiplantae; Streptophyta; Magnoliopsida; Lamiales; Orobanchaceae
Source: the annotation of a GenBank genome assembly